Molecule: messenger RNA, 1167 nt
Organism: Penicillium brasilianum
Lineage: Eukaryota; Fungi; Ascomycota; Eurotiomycetes; Eurotiales; Aspergillaceae
Source: the annotation of a GenBank genome assembly
AUGGCUAUAGAAAGACCUGACAGAAUCCCAGAGACGAAGUCUGAGUGGAAAGCAAGACACAAGCAACUUGCGCCAAAACCCCUACACCAGUGGGAGAACCUGCGAUCCGCUUCCGAGAUCACUGAGAAGCAAUUCCUCGGGCUCAGAGUUAUAUGGCCAACGAGAAGAAAGCGAGAGGACUUUGUAUUUCACCAUGCAUUGGAUGCUGAUGUCUCAAUGGCUGCACAAAUACUAGGGCAUUUUGAGGUGUUUCAAAACUUCAUCAAACAUAUCAAGGGCUAUCAUACAAGAAUCCAACACCGUGGUGAUUCAGCUGACAGACUAGAACUGGGUGUGUUUGCAAGCCCCCGAAGACAUCAGCUAGAGACGAUUCGCAGGGUCAAGGAUACGACCGACGAAGAGGGAGACACCGAAAUGCCAGACGAACCGGAACCACGAGAGCGUCCACAGCCUGGCCUCUACAAAGAAGAGACCGUAUCCACAAAGUCUGGCGAUACAGAGCGAAUGGAAAUUUCUCCGACGUUAAAUUACUCCCCCAGUAUGCAGGGUUCGAUGUAUGAGUGUGCGGAAGACAUGCCUGGCAAGAAAAAGGAAACCAUCGGCGAAAGCAUUGUCAACAACGCCGCAAUACAGCUCUUAGCUGCGAUUUGCGAGGUAACCGCCGACCCAGCUUGCGAGUUCCUUGACUACCGAGGGCCCUUUGAGAAGUUUGUAAGUAUUGGAAAUGUCUCCAUGGAAGCACGCGUCGACGGUGUAUUGCUGGGUCGCGAAAUUCCCGACAUCUUCGCCAUUUUCGAAGUCAAACCAAGAUACCGGAGGCGCAAAAGCAGUCCCAAAAUUCUCUGGCAGGAGUCCGCUGAGUUUGUGGCUUGGAUCAAUCAUGAUCUGAAGAAUAAGCGAGUCGUCGAAUGGCCAAUGCGCCUUUUGAUUGCCCAGGACCAUGAUGAAAUCUAUCUCUGUGUCGCGGAGUACGACGAGGGCUAUAUAGAGUUCCUCAAAGAAGGAGAUGACUCGACUGACAGUUUCUUAAGUAUCCAAGAAUAUGGCCCAUUCCACAUUCGCUCCGGAGACCAGAUGGAGAAACUGGCGAAUAUCAUAUAUGCCUAUUGUCAAGCCGUCACAGAUCACAUUAACAGUAUCAAAUCACAGACUGAGCCACUGACUUGA